Molecule: messenger RNA, 4288 nt
Organism: Macrosteles quadrilineatus (aster leafhopper)
Lineage: Eukaryota; Metazoa; Arthropoda; Insecta; Hemiptera; Cicadellidae
Product: serine/threonine-protein kinase fused-like
Exons: 12
Coding region: 229-2193 (654 amino acids)
Biological process (GO): protein phosphorylation
Cellular component (GO): cytoplasm
Molecular function (GO): protein kinase activity; ATP binding
Source: RefSeq, a predicted model, not a curated record
GUUGUUAGUUUUAUGUAUUUUAAAGUUAGACCUACUUAAGUACUAAAGUUCUUUGGUUUGGAAUGUGUGUAUAAUAUUUGCAUGAAUAAAACAAGCUGAUAACUUAGCCUACAAUGAAACUAUUAUAUUAUGAAAUCAUAAAAGUAUCCAAGAAAUAAUUAACGGUAGCCUACGUUUUAGUAUAAUCUCCCCAUAACUCAGACUCAGAAUAAGUUGUAUUCUUAGGCUAUGGAAAACUACAAAAUAUUAUGUUUGGUCGGAGAAGGAUCCUUUGGUAGAGUGUUUAAAGUAAAGAAAAGAGAUACAAAAGAAAUAGUGGCAUUGAAAAUAAUAAGAAAAUGUGGAAGGACACAAAAAGAACUGACUAGUCUUCGAAGUGAGUGUGAAAUCCAACAACAUCUCCAUCAUAGGAACAUAAUUCAGAUGAUCAAUUCCUUUGAAACUGAGACUGAGAUUGUAGUUGUCACUGAAUUCUGCAAACGGGAUCUUCAUUAUAUUCUGUCCAAGCAAACAUACCUAUCAGAAGAAGUAGCUCUUCCAAUAAUUUGUGAUUUAAUCUCAGCCUUAUACUAUCUUCAUUCUAAUCGAGUGCUGCACAGAGACCUGAAGCCACAAAAUGUGUUGAUUACGGAAGAAGGUGUGGCUAAACUAUGUGACUUUGGGUUUGCUCGGAGUAUGAGCAGAGGAACACAUGUCCUAACAUCUAUCAAGGGAACACCUCUGUAUAUGGCACCUGAAUUGAUCGAGGAGAGUCCUUACGAUCACAACGCUGACUUGUGGUCCCUAGGGUGUAUUAUCUACGAGAUGCUAGUGGGCGCUCCACCGUUCACCACCAACUCUAUACUGCAGCUGGUGCGCAUGAUCCGCUACGAGCCUGUACACUGGCCACUGUACUUGAGCCCUCAGUGCAGAGACCUGCUACAAGGGUUGCUACACAAGGAUCCGUCCCACAGACUGUCGUGGCCUAGACUGCUGAAACACCCCUUCCUACAGGGGAAGGUCAGCGACUUAUCUGCUUCUGGAAUGUCUCUGCCUCUUACCAAGGAACUGAGCGCAUCCCAGGCUCUAGCUAAGGAAUCACAAAAGCAAGAUUUAGUCCACAAGGCUGAAGUAGCUAAUCAAGGGCUGCCGCAAAAGAUACAACAUAUAUUGGAUAAAGAGAAGAAGUUAUUAAGGGGUGAUGGUCUGACUGCCAUAGAUCUGGAGACAUUGGAACAGAAGCUGAGUAGACUACAGACUGUGGAGCCACAAGUAACGGAGCCUGAGGUGACGACCGUGUCUGAGGCAACACAGGAUGACCCACCCAGUGAGACUGACAGUGAGCGGAUGGCUACUCCACUAGAGGCGGAGGAAUGGUUAGUGUUUCUACAACAGAGCAUGAUGGAGGUUAUGCAAGGAGAUGUGGAGAGUAUGUCGGAGAAGAGUUUCAUCACUAUGGUUACCAAUGCACUCACCAACCACGGCGCAGCGCCCAAGAUCACAGAGUAUAUCGCUUGCCUGCUAGCGUUGCCGUACGUAGCACCAGGCGUCACAAAGUCUGAACUCAGUACUAUUACCAAGGUGUACAUAGAAGUGAAGGUGGUGUCUAGUCUGAUGUUUGCACUCAAGCUGUUGACCAAUCGUGCCGGCUGUUCUGCCAGUCAUGACAGCGUAUCGGAGCACAGCAAAGUGACAGUUGAUCAGCUGUUAGCUCUAGAGAGAGUGUUGGUGCUAGUCAAUCAGCUGGUACACUCAGACCAGGUGUUCCUCAGUCAAUUCUGUGAUGUUGUGGCAUUGCUACAUCUCGCUCCUAGACUGCAUUUGCUGCUAAAUUUCCACAAGUCCAAACCACGCCUAGCUUUAGACCUGGUGUCCAUAUUGACCCAUAUCCUGAGGCAGAUGCCAGAGAAUGCAAACCUUGUGGACAAUUGCGUCCAACCAGAACUAUCAACUGGUAUUGACUGGCACCUAGUGUUGAAGUUCGGCAACAAGACUCUGCAGACUCGCACGUGCCUGCUGCUGCAGUUGAUGGCUCGCUACUGUACGCAGACUGUGCAGUCUGCAUGGCACAUCAAGCUGCAUAGGUAUAUAGACGCACUACGCUUCGAUUCCUCUCAGGACCUCAGAUGCGCGGCUGAAGACGUAAUAGAAUUAGUUCAAGAUCUACCUUUCUUUGACCAGAUAAGUUCACAAUUGGAUGAUGAACUCCUUUAAAGUUGAUUGUGAACCAGAAAAGUUAAGAGUUUUGAACUUUGGUGAGAUUUCUAUUCAAUUACAUCCAAAAAAAGAUGUCGGAAGAGUUAGUUUUGUCAAAAUUCGCUUAUUCUAACGUAUCUGGACGGGAAACACUUCAUGAUUUUCAGAACUCUACUUGCAGUAGUAAAAGUCUGAAAGAAAUCUCUAAGAUUGAUUUAACCUAAAUAACUAGAUGUAAAGGAUGUCACAUAGAGCACAAGGGUUCAUUAGGUUUUUCUGUGAGGAAAGCAGGCUUACGUGAAUGAGAAAGAGUCCAGAUAGGCCAGGAUACACAACUUAUACUAUACACAAACCAUUUGAGUUGAACAAACUCAUGCCUUUUUAUAUUCUACUAAUGUAUAGGUAGUGUUACGUUGUGUGUAUUUGGCCAGUUUGGACUUUCUCCCAUUCAGGUAAGCCUGCUAUCCUUACUAAAACCCUAAGAACUAAUAAGAGGUUUGGACUAGAAUUAACACGUUCGCAACUGCAAUAGUACGAAAUUUUUCAUUCACGUGGACCAGCGACGCACAUAUGCGUUGGCUAGUCACAUUAAAAUAGACUGCCGUCGCAUAUUUGCGUCGGGGUUCUAAUGUUAUUAAAAUGCUUAUAUCUUUAUAACGGUCUAUUUGAAGGCACUGAAUUCCCUGUAGUGGUCUACAGAGAUGUCUGACGCACAACUGCGUCGCUUGGUCUGUGGAUAUGAUGAUUGGUGACGUCAUAUGAUAGUUGGAAAAACUGGUCUUUACUUUUCUGCAUCACUGUAUGUAUGUAUGCAGUACUAUCCUAUGUAGCUUUUAUAUUUGUUCAGUUAUAAACUGUUCUUGAUCAAUCUGUUUUUUAUUUUACUUACUUUCACCUCAAAACACAAAAAAUGAACCUUCGCAUAUAUGCGAAGUUUGGUCUAUUUCAAGAAAACUAUGAUAAUUUUCACUAUUAUCUUCGCUGUAGACCGGGCGUCACAAAUGUGCGACAUUACAAAAGGUUAUUAAUAAUACAAAAAAACAAGAAUACAUUAUUUACAAACACGAUUGUAGCGUAUUACAAUGUAAAUGAUCACUGUUUUACAGGUUUUCGCCCGUGGUCUGUGUGUACUGUUAUCCAAGUGAAAGCCGGUCUGUGUGUAAGAUUCAAAUGUAUACCUCGGUCUAUGCGACGCUCAGUAGCGGACGUGUUAAUUAUCAAGUUAAGGGAAGUUGAGCAGAUGCUCAUUACAGUACUAUGACAUUAAUGUAACUCUAUUAAUCUGUUUUAUUUCAUUGAGGUCAAGUUGCUGCCACUCUUUACCUAUUUAGUUUUUUUCAAUAUACCUGAGGGCCUGAGGCUAGACUUAUCAACAUGUACGUAGUGUACUUUGUAGAGCAUGAACCCAGCGUCCUUUGAGAUGUUCAUAAGUUUAAACUUUGUUUGUAAAUAUAGCUGUGUGUAAAUUUAUUAGAACUGUGAUAUUAACAAAAUUAUAUUUAUAAAGUAGUUUUAAUAACAUUUUUACCCCUGUAAAAAUUUUACAUGUUGAUAGUUACUGUUUGUGUAGAAAUGUAAUUUUACCUACGACCGUUUUUUAAACUAGCUUUUUCAAUUCAGUUCUUAAAAUUUAAAACAUACACUUUACAGGAUUGUUUUGUUACUGUACACUACAAUCUAAAUUGUAGUGUACAGUAACAAAACAUUGGUCCUAAGACCAAUGAGGUUCAAGAAUUGAGAGAAAAGUAGUAAAAUUUUAAUCACGUCAAGAAAGUCAACUUAUCAGCUGUUAAGACCAAUUUAUUUGAUUAAACAAUCAGUGAGUCGUUGGGACAAUAAGUCGUUGCAUCACUGUGAGUGGUUAUGAGAGGUUAUAAACGAAAAUGUAACCUCUAGAAGUUAUGAGUAGAGAUUUUUAGUAAUUAAGAAACGGUCUUAGGUAAAUUAGUAAAUUACAUAAGGACUAUCCUUAUGCGAUUUUUGCGUAAACUACUAUUUUCUUCGUGUUUUUUGUUGUUUCUUGAGUUGUAAAUGUAUUACAUGUUAAUACUUUGAAUCUAAAUUUUUAUAUUGAUAUCUAUGUUGUAAAUAUAUUUAGUCAAAUAUACCAAAA